GUCGUCUAUCUGUCAAAGCGAAUACAUAAACUUUCAUCUACACCAUUUUGCCUAUAGAAAUAAAAACGACCAUUUAGCCGACGUAAAUGUGAUACAAUUGAAUUGGUGCCAGACGUGACGGUGCAUCUGUUAUUAUUUUGCAGCAAUGAUGGAUAAUAACAUAUUAUCGGUGUUCCGAAAUGGCCAUGAAAUUUUAUUAACAGAAAAUGAAGGAUUGGACGGCAGUACGCUCAUACCGUUUGAGCUUGGCGGAAGAUUGACAAAUGAUCAACAAGCGAAUAAGGCCCGGACCGUAUCGAUUAUGGAUUUGGGUAAAAUGUUAUUGCAUUGUGCCAAAGAGGGUGAAACGCAAAAAGUACACGAAUUAAUGAGUCGCGGUGCACCUUUCACAACAGAUUGGCUCGGAAGAACACCGUUGCAUGUAGCUGCAGAGGGAAAUCAUUACAAUACCUGCGAAGUUUUGCUUCGAGCCGGUAUUAGCAAAGAUGCUCGGACGAAAGUCGACAAAACACCGUUGCAUUUCGCGGCAUUCGAGGGUCACAUACAGAUCGUUCAACUUCUGUUGAAACAUUUUUGUGAUGUAAAUGCAAAGGACAUGUUGAAAAUGACACCGCUUCAUUGGGCUGUGCAGAAGGGUCACAAUCACAUAGCCAAAGUGUUACUGCAACACGGAGCCGAUCCGAAUGCCGUGUCGAAAUUUUCAAAAACACCCAUCUCAUUAGCGGCUGAAUUGGAGCAAAAUGAACUCGUCCAGGAAUUGUUGAUACAGAAUUCACAGCGCAGUGAUUUUGAACAACAACAGGCUGCUGACACAUUGGUCCAUGAAUUAAGUGUCCGGAUGAAACCGGAUCCGGAUCACAUUAUUGAGGAUAUUGACGAACUAUCCAACAACACGGAAAUGGAUGUGAUACAUUCGUCGCCCGAAUCAAGCCCUGUACUAUCACCCGUCUUCGAUUCGUUUGAUUCAACGAAAUGCAAUCUUCAGGCCGCAAUCAACAAUUCUUCCGACGAAAUAAAUUCCGUGAAUGCGACCACAUUAGCGCUACUGAAAGAACAUGGCAUUGCGAUGCAAGAAGACACGGACAAUACACUAAUUACAUCGGCGCUGCAAAGUGGUCGACAAUUGGUACUGUCCGAUGCAGGGAAAUUAUUGCUCAACGAUCCUAAGUUUAGAAAAUCGAUUCAACCGAUGACAGCAGCCAAGCAAUGCAAUAUUAUGACAAGUCCGACGAGUACAAAUACAGCGACCAUGACCAAGUCCAGCAUAGGAGCGUCAACGUUUAAAUUCGAAUAUGUGAAAAAGAAACCGACAAUACUAGCACCGAAUGCCAAAUCAAUGCCGUUAGAGACAAACAAGGUGAUUAAAAUAUUAUCAGCGGAGGAGUUCAAACUGAUGGUUGGCAAUAACAGUGGCAAUUUCAAAACGUCUAAAACACCAGGCCUAAUACGGUAUCAAACCAUAAAACAUUCCAAUUCUUCUCCGAUAACCCAACUGGUGAAACGUAAAAAUCCAAUCGAAAAUAUUCCCAACGGUAAAAUGAAAAUAGGUCCCCUGGCCGGUACAAUAAAAAGUAUAAAUAAACCACAAAAUAGGCCGCCAUCCCACAUCCGAAAUAUCCAAAUACCAACGCCAGUGUCGUCACCCUCAUCCACAAUACAGAGAGAGGCUAACCCUGACAUAUUGUCCCGUGUUUCAUUCAACAUAAUCGGUACGUCAUCCGCGUCAAAUAUUCCACAGAAAUCAACCAGUCAGCCAUACACAGUGAAACUACUUUCACUGCCGCAAAAGACUACAACGACAAUGACCAAGUCAAAACCGCAAAUCGUACACCAACUACACACCCAGCCUCGACAACAACAGCAUCAGCAGCAGCACCAGGAAUUAUUCGUUGCCAAUGGUACCGAUGUGUCGCACAGAACAGAGAUCGAACGGCAAAUAGCCGAGCUGAAGAAGGAAACGCAAGAGCUGCGAAAGAAACUGGAAUUGUCACAAAAGCAAAACGACGAAAAUAAAAAGGAAACGCAAGAGUUGCGGAAGAAAUUGGAGCUGUCACAAAAGGAAAGUGAUGAAUACAAGUGUCGUUUGGAAAAAUUAGAAAGUGAAAAAGAACAAGAGCGCGAGGAGCGACUUAGUAGACAGUACACGAAUUCGUGAAUAAUAUUCACUGUGACUAACUUUUAUCAGAUAAAUGUUUUUGUUAAAC
Molecule: messenger RNA, 2204 nt
Organism: Bradysia coprophila
Lineage: Eukaryota; Metazoa; Arthropoda; Insecta; Diptera; Sciaridae
Gene: Atac3
Product: Ada2a-containing complex component 3
Molecular function (GO): protein binding
Source: RefSeq, a predicted model, not a curated record